Sabethes cyaneus is the source of this 1318-nucleotide messenger RNA. RefSeq names its product zinc finger protein 595-like. The transcript is spliced from 4 exons. Gene Ontology annotation, biological process: regulation of transcription by RNA polymerase II. The record is from RefSeq and is a predicted model, not a curated record. NCBI's taxonomy places the organism in Eukaryota, Metazoa, Arthropoda, Insecta, Diptera, Culicidae. Gene Ontology annotation, cellular component: nucleus. Bases 38 to 1282 code for a protein of 414 amino acids. Gene Ontology annotation, molecular function: DNA-binding transcription factor activity; zinc ion binding; RNA polymerase II cis-regulatory region sequence-specific DNA binding.
UUUAAUUUAAGAUUAAAGUUGAUAAAAAACGUCCACAAUGCUGCCAAUUUGCCGUGCGUGCGGGGGCAGCCUAAUUAAUGAAGACGAAUGCGUUAGUCUGGAAAAAUACAUCGACAUCUACUUUCACCUGACUUCUAUUAAGCUUCAGGAUCACGAAGACCCAAGUCAUUCGAAGGUUUGUCCUUCUUGUAUUGUAAAAUUGGACGAUUUUGAGUGCUUCCGGAACAUCUGUCUUCAAGUUCAUUGGUCACUGUACAAUUGUAUCAAAGUUGAAGCAGCAGAUGUUGGAAGUGAUCAAGAGCUGAUCGUUGAGGUUGAGUGUAAACCGGAAUGUCCAGAAGAGGACAAAAAGCAACAUUAUACUGAUGAUAGAGUCUUAAACGAUACAAGUAACAGGGAAGAGGCAACAAAAAGCGGUGAAGAAUCAAGUAAGUCGGCUGAGGAGAGCAAUAAAGAUGAAGAUUAUCUGCCUGAGACGGCUGGAAAUGAUUACAACAAAUCUCGAAAAACGAGAAAAAAGUGCGUUAAAAAUGUUAAACUGAAAACGGAUUAUCCAAAAGAACACCGAGCCACAUUUAACUGUGAUCAGUGUCCAAAAAGAUUCAUGCUCCAACAGAGACUGGAGGCGCAUAAACGCACUCACAAAGGACUCAAACCUUACGAGUGUGAAAUAUGCCAGCGAACAUUUGCGGGUUUUACCUAUCUUCUAUUCCACCGCAGUCAGAAACACAGUGGCGAAAAAGUGUUCCUACCGUGUGAACAUCCAGGUUGUGAGCAGCAGUUCUCCACCCGCUAUGCGUUAAAGCGUCACACACAACGCGUUCACGAUCCAACCUUUGUACCGGAAAUUACAAUCUUCGUCUGCGAUACGUGUGGAAAAACAUUUGCUUCCAAAGGUAAUUUGAAAAAACAUCAGUAUACGCACACACCGAGUGAAAUGCCGUUCGUAUGUGGGAUUUGUUCGAAACAAUUUCCUACCUCGAACAAGCUGAAGGAGCAUAAUCUGCGUCACGAAGGAGUGAAGAAUCACACCUGUCCGCACUGUGGUUUGCGCAAAACUACCAUGCACGAGCUUCGGCAGCACAUUAAGCACAUGCAUGCCCAUCCGCGUUCCGUUGCGUGCGAAAUGUGUCCGCGGCGGUUCAACGAUGUCGGAAGCUUAAAUAUUCACGUCAGGAUCGUACAUCUCGGCGAAAAGCGCCACAAAUGUACGGUUUGUGAGUGGGCUUUUGGUAGAAGCGAUCAUCUAAAACGGCACAUGAAGUGCCACAAUACCAGUUGAGCUGGACUUUAUAAUUAGGUGGUAUUAUUUAUAAUA